CCCGAAAUAUCACACAACCGGAUAUUCAAAAGCAGAUCAAAAGCCGGAAAACCGCAGUCUCACUGAAAAGAGCACACAGCCCUGCGGGAGGGCAAAAGGCACUGAUCGAGAGAUCUCCACACCGGCGACUACAGCAGAAUCGGUGAUCCAUCGAAGCAAUGGCCGAACAUGCUGGUGAACACGAUUCAGUAGUCGAAACUGUGAAGGAGAAGAUCACUGAGAAAUUUCACAGUCACGAUUCUUCCUCCUCAGAUUCCGAUGACGAUAGUAAGGAUAAGAAGCCGCCGUCCAAAGAUAUCAAGGCCAAGAUCUAUCGCCUCUUCGGCCGUGAGAAGCCCGUUCAUAAGGUCCUAGGCGGCGGUAAACCCGCUGAUGUUUUCCUUUGGAGGGAUAAGAAGAUUUCUGCUAGUGUGCUCGGUGUUGUGACAGCAAUUUGGGUGCUUUUUGAAUUGCUUGAAUACUACUUGCUCACUCUAGUUUGCCACAUUCUGAUUCUUGCACUAGCAGUCCUGUUUCUUUGGUCAAAUGCUUCCACCUUCAUUAACAAGUCACCACCACAAUUUCCAGAAGUCAUUCUUCCUGAAGACAUAGUUCUGGGUGUGGCUUCUGCUCUUAGAAUUGAAGUCAAUAGAGCACUUGCUGCCCUACGUGAAAUUGCAUCUGGGAGAGAUUUGAAAAAAUUCCUUGCAGUGAUUGCUGGCUUGUGGGUAUUUUCAAUUCUUGGGAGUUGCUGCAAUUUCCUGACCUUGUUUUACAUAUCAUUCAUUCUGCUGCACACAGUGCCCGUCCUCUAUGAGAAAUAUGAGGAUCAAGUUGAUUCCUUUGCUGAGAAAGCUGAGGCAGAGAUCAAGAAGCAGUAUGCUGUUUUCAACGCCAAGGUAUUGAGCAAAAUUCCAAGAGGUCCCCUGAAAGACAAAAAGUUUGUCUAGACAUGUUGAGGUGGUGAAUGGUGAUGCCAUCCAAUUGAAGUGUUUCUCUACAUGUUGUUGUGACCUGUUACAAUCUUUAGAGCAGAUGCUUACGCGCUCUUAAUAGUUCGAAAGAAUAUGGUAUGGUUGGUAGUUGAGUUCUAAUAUUGUUUUGACACAGCCGUUUCCAUGGAUUGUUCGCUGUGCAUGCUGAGAGUAAAUUAUGUUUUAAAUCGGUUCCCCUUUUAGAUAGUUUUUUUUUUUCUGUUGCUUUAUUAUACUUGGACAAAUGAGUGGCGAAGUUUUGAUCUGUGCUCAUCUUGGGUUCCCUUCCGAAAUGAACCACUUAAAUCUCUUCGCUACCGUUUGGAUGUUCUUGUAUUUUGUGACAUGGGCCGGGGCCCAUGUUUCUUUUCUGGAAGAUGUUUUGAAAAAUAGCCUUGUUUUGCCUUUC
This is a messenger RNA of Coffea arabica (coffee), 1362 nucleotides long. Its product is annotated as reticulon-like protein B2. The record is from RefSeq and is a predicted model, not a curated record. NCBI's taxonomy places the organism in Eukaryota, Viridiplantae, Streptophyta, Magnoliopsida, Gentianales, Rubiaceae. Gene Ontology annotation, biological process: response to bacterium.